GCUCAGACUGAUGUUAUUGAGUCGCUCGCCGUGUGUGCGCGCGACCGGGCGAUGUAUGUGGAUGAUGUGCCAGAAGCCAACAUGGUGGCGGUUGCGCUGCUUCUGAUUUGUUUGCCCUUGCACUGGAGCUUGACUAACCUGAGCGUGAAGCGCCUUUGGGCAUCAGUGUGGCCGCUCCUCUCGCGUAUCACAGAGGAGAAUCGGGAAGACCACGAGAAGAAGGCCAAGGAGCGUCGGCUGCGGGAGGGUGUGGACAGGGUCCGCGAGCAGAUUUUCGUGAUUAGCCACCGGAUCUUUAUCCACGCGUCGGCGCCCAACGUAUUCUUCACCAGCUGCCUGCUGGUCUCUUCUCCCAGCGCGGAGGCCGCCGCACGCUGGGUGCUGGCCGUGCUGACCUAUGCGCAAGGAGUCUCGGUGUGUCGGAGUUCGGGCCCCUUCACUGCACGGCGGGUGCGGCUGCUGAAUUUGGGUAGCUACCUGCUGCACGCCGCCUACAUCUUGACCUCAUUGCUGGAGACCGAAGAGCCCAGGAAUGAGCUAGUUGACAACGUGCUUGUCGCCAGCCGCUUCGUCUUUAGCACCUUCUCUCUUGACUCCAGCCUGAACCUGGUGUGUCAGCCGCUCGUGUCUAUUGCGACCUUAUUGGCCCAGAGGGCGCCGGAUAGCCGGCUCUUCGCAAGUCAAUUCAGCGUGGAGUUUCAAAUCCUUGUGGUGAACGUGCUGUUCACCUACAUCAUAGAGGCAGUUCUGCGCUCUCAUCUGCAAGCCCUCUUCGACUCAGCGGAUGCAGAGGCGAUGGUUUCCAGCUUCCGGCGGAUGCUGAAAGGCAUUUGCGACGGCGUGGUGUUGUUGGACAGUAGUCUCAAGGUCCACGGCAAGGCGGAGAGUCUGCAGCAGCUGAUGUGCCGCAGCGAAGAUCUCAACGACAUGGACUUCGAGAAGCUGCUCAUCGAAGACGAGCCACAGACCUUUGCUCGCUUCAUUGCGAGCUCCUCCUUGAAAGACCUGGCGGCCCCAGCUUGCCUGCGGCUCUCCUUCCGCCAUGGUCUGGACCCGGAGAGGCGCAUUCCCGCGGACAUCUUCCACGUGCCAGUGCCGGGGCUCUUUGGGGCCUCAGCCUUCCACCUCCUGGCAGUGCAGGAGGACCCUGAGGCCUCACCGGUGGCGGAGGCUGAAGACGAUCGGAACCAGGUGCCUGAAGUGCCCCGUGAGACCAACUGCCCGGGCUCCACAAGUUCCACGGAGUCCAUGUGGCAAAACAUGCCGGAGCUGACGGAGAUGACCAUGCUGGUGGACCCCAAAACCCAGUUCUUCGACGUGAAUCAGGUGCACAUGAGUUUCAAGCGGCACUCGGAUGAUGUGGACACCAGUUCACGUAUGCCGACCGUGAAGAAGUUUGUUCGGCCAACCGACUGGGAGACGAUCCGAGCAAAGCUCACAAAGUGGAGCAAGGAGGAGCUGGGACCGCGGCGCAUGAAGCGCAUGCGCGUGCGCUCGCCGGACGACGGGAAGAAUUUCAUCGUGGCGCAGGACGUGGAGGUGAGCUCCUUCACUCCGCCCAACGAGCUUGAGGCGAAGCUGUGUAUCCAUCUCCGGGACUUUCACCCAGACCGGAAAGGUUCGCGUCAAGCCGCAACCCUCACUGGCAUUGUGGAGUGCGACUGAAGCCUCGGAAAGGCCGAGUCGCCUGUGCAGGGCUAACCCAAAAUUGGGGAUCCCUCUCAUUACAAAGGAAUCCAACAGUUUCGCCCUUGCCGAGAAGGUCAACACAAAUCAC
This is a messenger RNA of Effrenium voratum, 1777 nucleotides long. The record is from the annotation of a GenBank genome assembly. NCBI's taxonomy places the organism in Eukaryota, Dinophyceae, Suessiales, Symbiodiniaceae.